Lathyrus oleraceus (garden pea) is the source of this 1002-nucleotide messenger RNA. RefSeq names its product probable 6-phosphogluconolactonase 4, chloroplastic. The annotation marks the transcript as partial. Gene Ontology annotation, molecular function: 6-phosphogluconolactonase activity. The record is from RefSeq and is a predicted model, not a curated record. Gene Ontology annotation, biological process: pentose-phosphate shunt; carbohydrate metabolic process. NCBI's taxonomy places the organism in Eukaryota, Viridiplantae, Streptophyta, Magnoliopsida, Fabales, Fabaceae. The transcript has 3 exons.
UUCAAUCUACAUUUGUCUAAUUCAUGCACUCUCCAAAGUAGUUUAUUUUGUGCACAAAAACCAAAUCCACUAUCACUAAGGACAUCAAUUUUACCAACACAAGUUGGGAACAAAAUUGUUUAUCAUCCUCUAAGGAAGAAUAAUAAAGUGUUUUCACCCAAUAGAUGUGUGGGGAAAAUAGAGGCAUCACUUAAGUGGGAAAAGGGUUAUAAGAAUGUUGAGGUUUUCAGUAAGGAACAUCUUGCUGUGUCCUUGGCUUAUGAUGUUGCUCAACUUUCUACCAAGUUUACCAAAGAAAGAGGUGCUUUCACGGUUGCUUUGUCUGGUGGAUCUUUGAUCAAGUACCUUAGGAAAUUGGUUGAUUCGCCAUAUGCUGAAACCAUAGAUUGGUCAAAAUGGCAUGUUUUCUGGGUUGACGAGAGGGUUGUCCCAAAGGAUAACUUAGAAAGUAAUUAUAAGCUUGCCAAUGAUGGAUUUCUCUCCAAGGUGCCAAUUCCCCCUCUCAAUGUUUAUUCUAUUGAUGAUUCCCUACCACCUGAUGGAGCAGCAGAUGUUUAUGAGACAACCCUUAGACGCUUGGUUACUAGCAAUGUGAUAGCCACAUCAACCAAUGGGUUACCAAAAUUUGAUCUCAUGCUUCUAGGUAUGGGUCCGGAUGGACAUGUUGCAUCUUUAUUCCCGGGUCAUCCUCUUCUCAAUGAGGAUCAGAAAUGGAUUUCUUUCCUCAAUGACUCACCAAAACAACCACCAGAGAGAAUCACUUUCACAUUUCCAGUGAUCAAUGCUUCUUCCAAUGUAGCAAUGGUGGUUACCAGAGAAUUCACAACAAGUUCAAAAGAUGGAAGAAGAGGAAGAGCAUUAGAGCAGAACGUACCGUAUUCAAGUGAUCUCCUUGCGCUGCAACCUUCGAUUCAACGUUCGCAAGAGCAAACCCCCACUUCGAAGGAUCUCCUUGCGCUGCAACCUUCGAUUCAACGUUUGGCUUGAUUGGAGCUUAGGGUU